Punica granatum (pomegranate) is the source of this 8473-nucleotide messenger RNA. NCBI's taxonomy places the organism in Eukaryota, Viridiplantae, Streptophyta, Magnoliopsida, Myrtales, Lythraceae. The record is from RefSeq and is a predicted model, not a curated record.
UUCACAGUGUCAUUGCACAGCAGAGGACAGCAUCAUCAUCAUCAGCUAUCUAAAACCCUAAAAACGCACUCUCCGUCUGACGUUGUUAGCUCAUACAGGGAGCAGCAGUGGCGUGCUCUCUGCUCAUACCUCGUACACCUCGGAGCUGAACAGUUGAUAGGGAUCCUCAUUUUGGAUCCACCCCACCACAGAAAAUGGCGGAUUCAAUCGAAUCUGUUGCUUCCAUUGCUGGGUCCGUCUCCACUUCGUCCACCAAGCAACGGAUUCAGAUUUUUAGGAAUCAAAUCCCCUUCGUUAUUAGUAAUUCAGAGAUGUCUCCUGAGUUGGCAUCAAUUUUGGUGGAAAUUAUAUUUAAAACGUUAUUUUUAUACGACGAUCUGCAUUCAACAAAAGCUGUAGAAGCCAUUAUUGUAAAAGGAUUAGGGGAGACGGCGUUCAAGAAGAGUUUCGCUGCUGCCCUCGUGCAAACUAUGGAAAAGCAGGCAAAGGCUCAUUCACAUGCGAGCUGUUACAGACUUCUCAAGUGGUCGUGUAUCCUCUUGGGCCAGAGUCAGUUUGCUGCAGUUUCCAAGAAUGCUGUCUGUAGGGUUGCGGCGGCACAAGCAUCUUUACUGACAGCUGUCAUGAAACGGUCUUUCCGGGAGAGACGAGCCUGCAAGCAAUUAUUUUUUCAUUUAUUCUCUAAGUCUCCCAGCAUCUACAAAAUCUUUAUAGAGGAACUAAAGAAUGCUCGAAUAUCACAUAAAGACAGUGCAGACUUCAUAUUUAUGUUGCUGGAGUACUCAAGCGAAAAUCCUUCUUUAUUUGAAGAGUACAAGCCAGUCUUUCUUGAUGUAUAUGCGAAAGCAGUUCUGAAUGCAAGGGAAAAACCAGCAAAGAGUCUCAGUGAAGCUUUUCAUCCACUUUUUAGGUACAUGUCGCAUGAGGAAUUUCAAAAUACCGUGGUGCCGUCAUCUGUUAAAAUGCUAAAGCGUAAUCCUGAGAUUGUGCUAGAAUCAGUUGGGGUUCUUUUAAAGUUGGUCAAUCUAGACUUGAGUAAGUAUGCUGUGGAAAUUCUCUCUGUGGUGCUUCCACAAGCACGCCAUGCAGAUGAGGGAAGAAGAGUUGAAGCCUUGGCUAUAAUCAGAAGCUUAAGCCAAAAGUCUAGUAACCCAGAUGCUGUGGAGGCUAUGUUUAAUGCCAUCAAAGCUGUCAUUGGAGGGUCAGAGGGAAGGCUUGCAUUUCCUUAUCAGAGGACUGGAAUGAUCAAUGCGCUGCAAGAGUUAUCUCUUGCUCCUGAAGGGAAAUACAUCCACAGCUUAUCACGGACCAUAUGUAGCUUUCUUUUGUCUAGCUACAAGAGUGAGGGAAACGAAGAGGUCAAAUUGGCGAUUCUGUUUGCUAUAGCGUCCUGGGCUGCUCGUUCAGCUGAUGCUGUUGACUCGGGAUUGGUCUCUUUCUUUUCUGCUGGCCUCAAGGAGAAGGAAGUCUUGAGGAGGGGGCAUCUUCGUUGUCUUAGAAUUAUUAGUGGAAAUAGUGAUGCAAUAAUGCAGAUAUCUUCCUUGUUGGGGCCUCUUGUCCAACUGGUCAAAACUGGUUUUACGAAAGCUGCGCAACGGCUGGAUGGUCUCUAUGCGCUUCUUUUAGUUGGGAAGAUAGCAGCUGCUGAUAUUAAAGCCGAAGAGACAGUGACAAAGGAGAAGAUCUGGUCUCUGAUAUCUCAAAAUGAACCUUCUCUUGUACCCUUAUCAAUGGCAUCCAAGUUGUCAGUCGAGGAUUGCAUGUUAUGUGUUGAUCUUCUGGAGGUUUUGCUCGUGGAACAUCAACACAGGAUGUUGGAAGCUUUCUCGAGUAAACCACUGUUGCAGUCGGUACUCUUUCUCAUUUGUCAUCCAAAUUGGGACAUCCGGAAAAUGGCUUCUGAUGCUACUCGAAAGAUAAUUGCUGCUUCCCCACAGUUGUCAGAACCUCUUUUGCUAGAGUUUACGCAGUUCCUCUCUGUUGUUAGUGAAAAAGUCUCUCUUCUGAAGACAAGUGACACAGAGAAUCAAUUGGAUGCUCAAGUUCCCAAUCUAGCAUCCACAGAGGUUCUGGUGAAGGCUCUACUUGUCACAUCAUCUUCAGCUCUAGCUGCUUCAUCUAGCGUUUGCAUGCAAGUCAUACUUUGCUCGCAUCAUCCAUGCAUCACUGGUUCCACUAAGACUGACUCUGUUUGGAAGAGGCUUCAAAAGUGUCUCCAGAAGCAUGCUCUUGAUAUUACCAGAAUUAUCUCUACUGAUGUAUCACAUCUCUGCAAGGGUUUAUUGGGACCAAAGGGCUUGAUGAACCCUAACCCAUUGGAACAACAAGCUGCCGUGUCUUCACUGGCUACUUUGAUGUCUAUUAACCCUAGAGAUACCUACUUAGAGUUUGAGAAGCAUUUGGGUAAUCUCCCUGAUCGAUCCUCGCAUGAUAUGCUUUCAGAAAGUGAUAUACAAAUUUUCCGAACUCCUGAAGGAAUGCUUUCUAAUGAGCAAGGUGUGUAUGUUGCUGAAUCUGUUGCCUCAAAGAACACAAAACUGGCAAAAGGUCGCUUCCGACUGUACGAUGACCAAGAUGACACGCAUCAUGACAGUAAUAGUCAUGUUGUGAAGAGAGAGCCAGCUAAUAGGGAGGCCUCAAAUAUUGGAAGGAAAGAUUCUGGGAAGCCAACUAAGAGAACUGAUAAAGGCUCAGAUAAAGGAAAGACUGCAAAAGAGGAAGCACGCGAGUUGUUGCUGAAGGAAGAGGCAUCUAUACGAGAGAAGGUCAGGGAAAUUCAAAAAAAUCUCUCAGUAAUGCUUAGAGCUCUUGGGGAGAUUGCUAUUGCUAAUCCUAUUUUCGCUCACAGCCAGCUGCCUUCCCUGGUGAAAUUUGUGAAUCCUUUGUUACGUUCACCCAUAGUUGGUGAUGUGGCAUACGAAACCCUUGUGAAACUUGCCAGAUGUACUGCCUCACCUCUCUGUAAUUGGGCUCUCGAAAUUGCAACUGCAUUACGGUUGAUCGUGACAGAAGAGAAUGGCACGCUUUUUGAUGAGUUAACUCCUAUCAGGGGAGAGGGCAAUGAGAAGCAUCAGUUGUCUCUUUUUGAACGUGUAAUAAAUGCCCUGUCUCUGUCAUGCAAAUCAGGGGGUCUUCCUGUAGAUUCCUUUACUUUUGUUUUCCCGAUAAUGGAGAGGAUCUUAGUAUCAUCCAAGAAGACAGGUCUUCAUGAUGAUGUACUUCGAAUUAUCAGUUUACAUUUGGACCCUCUGCUGCCGCUUCCUCGUCUUCGAAUGAUAUCAGCUCUUUAUAAUGUGCUAGGUGUUGUUCCAGCUUAUCAAGCUUCAGCAGGAUCUGCAUUAAAUGAGCUGUGUCUGGGUUUGCAGCCAGACGAAGUUGCACCUGCAUUAUAUGGAGUUUAUGCUAAAGAUGUGCAUGUGAGAAUGGCCUGCUUGAAUGCAGUAAAAUGUGUUCCUUCUGUAGCCAAUUGUACACUUCCCGAGAAUGUUGAGGUUGCAACCGGUAUCUGGAUUGCGCUACAUGAUCCUGAAAAAUCAGUUGCAGAAGUGGCUGAAGAUAUAUGGGAUCGAUAUGGCUAUAACUUUGGGACAGACUAUUCAGGAAUUUAUAGAGCACUUUCCAAUUAUAACUAUAAUGUGAGAUUAGCUGCUGCGGAGGCAUUAGCUGCUGCUUUGGAUGAAAAUCCAGAUACGAUACAGGAAGCACUUUCAACUUUAUUUUCUUUAUAUAUUCGCGAUGCCAAUUUCAAAGAUGACAUUGUCGAUGCUGGUUGGCUUGGGCGACAAGGAAUUGCUCUGGCACUAUAUUCUGCUGCUGAUGUGAUAAGGACAAAAGAUCUUCCUGUUGUCAUGACUUUCCUGAUAUCCCGAGCCCUGGCUGAUCCAAAUGCUGAUGUUCGUGGAAGGAUGAUUAAUGCUGGUAUAAUGGUCAUUGAUAAGCAUGGGAAGGAGAAUGUUUCCCUGCUGUUCCCAAUCUUCGAGAACUACUUAAAUAAGGAGGCAUCUGAUGAGGAAACAUAUGAUCUUGUUCGAGAAGGUGUUGUCAUCUUUACAGGAGCAUUAGCUAAGCACCUGGCAAAGGAUGAUCCCAAAGUUCAUACAGUUGUUGAGAAGUUAUUGGACGUUCUAAAUACGCCGUCUGAAGCAGUGCAGCGUGCUGUGUCAGUUUGUCUGUCUCCGUUGAUGCAAUCAAAACGAGAAGAAGGCCAAGCUCUGGUUUCUAGGCUGUUGGACCAGCUUAUGAAGAGUGAUAAGUAUGGUGAACGGCGUGGAGCAGCUUUUGGACUUGCUGGUGUGGUCAAGGGUUUUGGGAUAUCAUGCUUGAAGAAAUAUGGGAUUGUUGAUGCAUUGCGAGAAGGUUUAGUUGACAGGAACUCUGCAAAACGUCGCGAGGGAGCUCUGAUGGCAUUUGAAUGCCUCUGUGAGAAGCUGGGGAAGUUAUUUGAGCCGUAUGUAAUCCAAAUGCUACCGUUACUUUUGGUUUCUUUCUCCGAUCAAGUGGUUGCAGUUCGUGAAGGUGCUGAAUGUGCUGCUCGGGCCAUGAUGUCUCAGAUGAGUGCUCAGGGGGUCAAACUUGUGCUUCCGUCUCUUCUCAAGGGCCUUGAAGACAAAGCUUGGAGAACCAAGCAAAGUAGUGUACAGUUGCUUGGUGCCAUGGCUUAUUGUGCCCCUCAACAACUCUCUCAGUGCCUUCCCAAGAUCGUACCUAAACUAACCGAGGUGUUGACAGAUACCCACCCCAAGGUUCAGUCGGCAGGUCAGACGGCCCUUCAGCAGGUUGGGAGUGUGAUAAAGAAUCCCGAGAUAUCUUCUCUUGUGCCCACCCUUCUGAUGGGUCUUACAGAUCCCAAUGACCACACGAAGUACUCGCUUGAUAUUCUUCUUCAGACCACUUUUGUGAAUUCAAUUGACGCCCCUUCACUUGCCCUAUUGGUGCCAAUUGUGCAUAGAGGGUUGAGAGAAAGGAGUGCUGAUACGAAGAAGAAAGCUGCACAAAUAGUUGGGAAUAUGUGUUCGUUGGUUACUGAACCGAAGGAUAUGAUUCCCUACAUUGGAUUACUCCUUCCCGAAGUCAAGAAGGUUCUUGUAGAUCCAAUUCCCGAGGUUCGGUCUGUUGCAGCAAGGGCCCUCGGGUCUCUUAUUAGAGGAAUGGGGGAAGAAAAUUUCCCUGAUCUUGUUCCAUGGCUCUUGGAUACUCUUAAAUCUGAUGGAAGCAAUGUUGAGCGCUCUGGAGCUGCGCAAGGGCUGACAGAGGUUUUAGCCGCACUUGGCGUGGAAUACUUUGAGAACUUGCUUCCCGACGUUAUUCGGAACUGUUCUCACCAGAAAGCAUCUGUUCGUGAUGGAUAUUUGACAUUGUUCAAGUACUUCCCGAGAUCGUUGGGUGUACAAUUCCAGAACUAUCUGCCGCAGGUGCUGCCUGCUAUUUUGGAUGGUCUUGCAGAUGAGAAUGAAUCUGUUCGUGAAGCAGCACUGGGUGCAGGACAUGUCCUUGUAGAGCACUACGCAACAACGUCAUUACCUCUUCUCCUUCCUGCUGUGGAGGAUGGAAUCUUCAAUGACAGCUGGCGUAUCAGACAAAGUUCAGUUGAAUUAUUGGGUGACCUGUUGUUCAAGGUUGCUGGAACUUCAGGGAAGGCCUUGCUUGAGGGUGGGAGUGAUGAUGAAGGUGCUAGUACUGAAGCACAUGGGCGUGCAAUUAUUGAGGUUCUUGGAAAGGACAAGCGUAAUGAAGUUCUUGCAGCCCUUUAUAUGGUCCGAACUGAUGUUAGUUUAUCAGUUCGCCAGGCCGCUUUACACGUUUGGAAGACCAUAGUUGCAAAUACUCCAAAGACUCUGAAGGAAAUAAUGCCAGUUCUGAUGAACACCUUGAUCACUUCCCUUGCUUCAUCAUCAUCUGAGAGGAGACAGGUUGCUGGGAGAUCACUGGGUGAACUUGUCAGAAAACUUGGAGAAAGAGUGCUUCCUCUUAUUAUACCAAUAUUAGCGAAAGGGUUGGAGGAUCCUACUAGCAGCAGAAGACAGGGUGUCUGCAUUGGGCUGAGUGAGGUGAUGGCAAGUGCUGGUAGGAGUCAGUUAUUGAGUUUCAUGGAUGAGCUUAUUCCUACCAUUCGCACAGCGCUCUGUGAUAGCACACCUGAGGUUCGGGAGGCUGCAGGUCUGGCGUUUAGCACUCUCUACAAGAGUGCUGGAAUGCAAGCAAUAGAUGAAAUUGUCCCAACACUUCUGCAUGCUUUGGAGGAUGAUGAGACUUCGGAUACUGCUCUAGAUGGCCUUAAACAAAUCCUUAGUGUAAGGACUGCUGCUGUGUUGCCUCAUAUAUUGCCAAAGCUGGUCAAUCAGCCCCUCUCGGCCUUCAAUGCACAUGCUCUAGGAGCAUUAGCAGAGGUUGCUGGAGCCGGUCUAAACUUCCAUCUUGGUACCGUUCUUCCUGCUUUAUUGUCCACCAUGGGUGGAGAUGAUUCGGAAGUUCAACCUUUGGCUAAGGAGGCAGCUGAAACCGUGGUCCUAGUGAUCGAUGAAGAAGGCAUUGACACUUUGUUAUCAGAACUUCUUAAAGGUGUUAGCGAUAGUCAGGCAUCAAUUAGGAGGAGUUCUGCUUACCUCAUUGGGUACUUAUUUAAGAACAGCAAGCUGUAUUUGGUGGACGAAGCUCCAAACAUGAUAUCAACGCUGAUUGUUUUGCUCAGCGACUCGGACUCAGCUACUGUUUCAGUCUCUUGGGAGGCCCUAUCAAGUGUUGUCAGUUCUGUUCCUAAAGAGGUACUUCCAUCAUAUAUUAAGCUUGUGAGAGAUGCUGUCUCCACAGCCAGAGAUAAAGAGCGUCGGAGGAAGAAGGGAGGGCCUGUUCUUGUUCCAGGAUUCUGUCUUAGGAAAGCUCUUCAGCCAGUGCUUCCAAUGUUUCACCAAGGUCUUAUAAGUGGAUCUGCUGAGUUGAGAGAGCAGGCAGCACUGGGUCUUGGAGAGCUUAUCGAGGUCACAAGUGAACAGGCGUUGAAGGAGUUUGUGAUCCCAAUAACGGGGCCACUUAUUCGCAUAAUUGGCGACCGUUUCCCUUGGCAAGUAAAGAGUGCCAUAUUAUCCACCUUAACCGUAAUAAUCCGGAAGGGAGGCAUUGCCUUGAAACCUUUCCUUCCACAGCUUCAAACCACAUUUGUAAAGUGUUUGCACGAUAGUACAAGGACGGUCCGAUCAAGUGCUGCCCUUGCUCUUGGGAAGCUCAGUGCACUUAGUACAAGGGUCGAUCCUUUAGUCGGUGAUCUGUUGACAAGUUUGCAGGCUUCAGAAGGUGGGGUCCAGGAGGCCAUCUUGAUUGCCUUAAGGGGUGUCCUGAAGCAUGCAGGGAAGAGUGUCAGUGCUGCCGUGAGAACACGUGUGUACAAUCAACUGAGAGACUUAAUCCUUCAUGAUGAUGACCAAGUUAGAAUAUCUUCCGCAAAAAUACUAGGCAUCAUAUCUCAGUACAUGGAAGAGGAGCAACUGAACGAUCUGUUUGAGGAACUACUGAAGUCAUCUUCAUCUUCUAGCUGGUCUGCAAGACACGGAUCUUUACUCACCAUCUUAUGGAUAUUGAUGCAUAAUUCUUCUGCUAUAAUGGGGUCACGGUCGUUCUCAUCAAUCGUCGACUUCUUUAAAUCUGGCUUGAAAGAUGAGAAGUUUCCAAUUCGAGAAACCUCAACCAAAGCUCUGGGAAGGCUCCUACUAUGUGAGAUUCAAACUAGUCCUGGUAACAACAGUCGGCACUCCGACCUCAUUUCGUCCAUCGUUUCUGCUCUGCGUGAUGACUCAAGUGAAGUCCGAAGAAGAGCAUUGUCUGCUAUAAAGUCUCUUGCAAAAGGAAAUCCUUCCAUUAUAGUGGCCAACAUAUCGGUUGUGGGCCCUGCAGUGGCUGAGUGUUUGAAGGAUGGGAGCAUGCCAGUCAAACUUGCUGCAGAACGAUGUUCGCUUCACGUCUUCCAGUUGACCAAGGCUGCAGAAAAUGUUCAAGCAGCACAGAAGUAUAUUACAGGAUUGGAUGCCAGGCGAUUAUCGAAGCUCCCAGAACUGAGUGAUGAGAGUGAAGACAGCGAAAAUGACUCGACAAGUGGCUAAAGAACCAAUGGCGUCCAUAGUUUUGUUCAUGUUGAUAGGCGAGGUGGCGGAGGGUCGUGUGAUCAAGAAUCCAUUUCACUACCAAGUGUUGAGAGAUGAUAAUUCACAAGAAUACGAAGAUACAGCGAGAGAUAUUGCCAGCCCAGCUUUUUUCCCGGGUCUGGGCUUUUAUUAACCGAUUAUACGGUUAUGCGGAUACCCUACUUUUUGUAUUUCUUGCUAAUGUUUAUAGAGAAUCCGCAAAAGGUAGAGUAUACAGAAACAUCGGUAUUGUGCUGUAACCUACAUGUCAUCGGAUUAUCGACAAUGAUCAAUCGACACUGAUCAGUUCUUGUUGACUUGCUUCUUUCCGAGAGUACCAAAGAGAAUGUUUUCCUUCUCCA